AUGCGGAGGUACUACAGGAUGCACCUCCUUCUGGAAAAACGAGAUAAACAGCACCUGGCUCUGCAGAGCAGAUUGCUGUUUGACGAGUGCUGCCGGUGCAGACCGCUCCUUCCUGGACCGAUAACAACAGAAAGCGGUGUUCUUCGACUCGCGGAGCCGAAUCUCCCCAAAAUUCUUCGGAUCUUGCGAAACGAAGCCAACGAUGGAUUGGAUCUGUUGCAGCCACACGGACUAGCACAAUACACCGUCAUGCACGUGGCAACUCAACGGGGGUACACAGACCUGGUCAAGGAACUGAUCAUGCAUUGGAAUGAGCAUCCGAUGAAUUCCCCGUACCAAAAGUACAGCUUUAUGCAGCUCAGUCAUCUGCUGGAGUUGAUUCUCGAAAUGCGCAGAGCGAAGCGCUUGGUGAGCGAAUCGGAUGCUGAGAUGAGAGCGCUCGUGGCGGAUGUUGGGGUAUCUUUCGCUCGGUUUUCCGAUUCGCUUGAUAAGUUGAACGAAGAUGCUAUUACGCUACAGGACCUGCUUCAAAUUUGCGGACACCCGCUGGUCCUCUCGAAAGACGCUGCCGGUAAUACCCCUCUGCAUUAUGCGGCGGAGGGUGGCCAUCUCACACUAUGCAAAAUUCUGUUGGCAAACGGUGCCAAUAUCAACGCUCAAAACAAAUCCGGAGAAACCCCACUGCACUUUGCCAUCGCUAGCCAGCGUCACGGAGUUUGUAUUCACUUUGUGGAGCAUCACGCGGACGUACGAAUUUCACGCUAUGUGUCGCUCACGACACUCACUGGUACUGCCCUGCGAGGGACAUUCGUGGAAUCCCCCGAUGGCAAAGCGAAAGCCAAGCUAUUGAACUUUCGAUCUGGAGCCAUGGUACAGCACAAGCGUCCACCUAAUGGAAACAGCCAUCUACCGCAAUACAAAACUCUGGCUGGGGGUGCUGCAGCUGUGUCACCCGAAAGUGCACCAGGAAGGUCCAAUGUCCGACACGAUGCCGUCGGUGCCGCAAAUGAUAGCACAUGCUCGACAAUUGACGGUUUGCUCGCUUCUCCGUUCCUGUGCACUCGGGAUCGUCGAGAUAUCGUGUUCUUUCGUUCGGCUCCCGGGUAUUCGAUUUUACCGCCAAAUACGCUAGGAAUACUUGUUGCCUCGGAACAUGUUGCUCCUUCGGAAAUGAACAAAGCGCGAGAACUGCACGAGAGAAGCAAGUUAUUUCACCUCCUAAUCCAGAAUGUCCCCGAAGCGGCCGUUUUGGCCAUGGAUUCGUUCCGAAAUCCACUAUUCCGCUGCAGCAUGCUCAAGCGCGUUCGCGAGCGCAACCAACGCUGGAUAGUCAGCAAUCAGCUCAAGACAUUUGAAGAAAAAAGAGAUGCACUGAUUGUUCAAAUGAAAGGCCAAGUAAAAGGCAGUCGUUCGCCUAGACGCAAGCGAAAACGAGGGCCAGUCAUGCAAGCGCUAGACCGCUUGCGAAAGAUUUUGAAGAAAGUUUGGAAGUUCCUGCGACGCGUGAGAAGCGUGCUGAGUGUGCAGCACGUGUUCACAGUGACUGAAAAUGAGGCUGGACAUAUGGAGAAGAUUGUUUGUGAGCCCAAGGGAAUUCUGUACGAGUACGUGUAUGACCAUGCAGAGUUUCGCGGGCGUCAUAGCCCCACACUUUGGAUGAUCGUGCAGACAGAAUGCAAGGAUCUCAUUUUCCACCCGUGGUUCCGACAACUAUUGGAUCACAAAUGGAAUUCAUUCACUCGGCAAACAUUUCGCUCGGAAUUCAAAGUAUAUGCUGUGUACUUUGUCGCAGUAUUUGUUGCCACAUACUUGCGUGUUGGGGAUACAUUUGUAGGUAUGCCCCUAGGCGGCUACCGGAACAACAUAUUCACUGAGGAUGUAGGGUACAUGGAAUACAUUCGUGAUGCAGCGCGACUCGUAUACUCGGUGAUCAACGCGAACUAUACAAUUCAAGAGUAUCAGGCAUAUCGCGAGUGUGGGAGCCUUCGAGUGUACCUUCGAGAUGGCUGGAAUUGGUUCGAUCUAGUCCAGAUUUCUUGUGUAUGGUUGCUGCUGGUUGCUGAAGUCCUCGAACUGAUCUUGCCAGACUUUGAUCAGGAGGACUUUAGACUUAUCGUCUAUCAGGAGUCGCUGUACAGCUUUAACGUUCGUCGAAGGUACAGUUUUCGCAUCACGUUGAUGGCGAUCGCACGAGAGCACUUGGACCAUUUGUUCGCAUGA
Messenger RNA from Phytophthora sojae, 2220 nucleotides. RefSeq lists its product as hypothetical. The transcript has 9 exons. Bases 1 to 2220 code for a protein of 739 amino acids. Gene Ontology annotation, molecular function: protein binding. The record is from RefSeq and is a predicted model, not a curated record. NCBI's taxonomy places the organism in Eukaryota, Oomycota, Peronosporomycetes, Peronosporales, Peronosporaceae.